Rotaria sordida is the source of this 630-nucleotide messenger RNA. The record is from the annotation of a GenBank genome assembly. Lineage: Eukaryota; Metazoa; Rotifera; Eurotatoria; Philodinida; Philodinidae.
AUGAUGACAUAUAACAAUCAAAACUAUCCUUUCUUUCGUGUACCUGGUAUUAUACUUAGUUGUUUAGUACUUUUAUUUACUACGGCUUUAUUAUCAACAGAACUUGGACGUCUUUAUUCAGGUUCAAAUAAUCGUGGACGAAAUGAUUCCAAUGAAGCAUUUCAAUAUUCAAUAUUUUCUGAUACAAUAGUUGGUUUCAAUGGAAAUAUUAUAAAUCCUAAACUAGAGAAUCGUUGGGUGUGGCCAUGGUCAACAGCUACAUUAUUAUUUAGUUUUAUAUUUUUUACAACAGGCAUAGUGGGUAUCAUCAGUAGUCAAAGACAAAACUAUUCAUCUAUUUUAACAUUUUUUAUUUGUUCACUAUUUUCAAUAUGUUUGUUAAUAUUUUUAAUAGCAACAUAUUCAACAAUAAUUGUAGGCUGGAAAAGUAUUUAUGAAACAAAUGAAGAAGAUUCAAUACCAAGCUUUGUGCGUAUUGACAAGAAUUUAUCAAUUGUCUGUUUAGCAAUUUCAUGUGGGUUAUUUAUUAUCUUAUUAAUAAGUCUUAUUUUAGCUGGUAGAAUUAUUAAUGCUUGUACACGAAAAGGCAUUCCCAGAGUAAUUAAUACAUAUGAACACGUAUCAGGAUAG